AUGCAGUUGGAAGUAGACCCAAGAAGAGACUUCGACGGUCCAAAGAGUGUGAGAUAUACUUGCAACCUGCCAGAAAGAGGGAGGUUGUUGAUGCUAGACCUGAAGAUGGCAGUGAUGGUUUCAUCAGUUCUGAAGGCUCCAAGAAAAUGUUCUCAAGUUGAAGUGCUUUCUCAAGAUAGUGGCAUCAGAGGUUGCUGGUUCAGAGCUUUGAUCAUCAAAAGGCACAAAGAUAAGGUCAAAGUGCAAUAUCGAGAUAUCAAGGAUGCAACUAAUGAUGCAAAACAUCUGGAGGAGUGGAUUUUGGCAUCUCGAUUAGUUGUGCCGGACGAGUUAGUAAAUAUUGGAAGCAUUGUUGAUGCUUGGUGGUAUGAUGGAUGGUGGGAAGGCAUUGUGGUGAAGAAAAAAUUGGAGGAUGAGGUACAUGUUUAUUUCCCAGGGGAAAAGCGAGAGAUGAUCUUCAGUCGAGAUGACUUAAGGCAUUCACAAGAAUGGAUUGAAAAUGAGUGGAAAGAUAUCAAGGCCAAGCCAGAGGUGGCCCCAUUAUUAUCUGGGCUCAGAAGAAAGCCACGUGUUGAAAUAGCCUCUUAUAUUAAUCCUAAAGCCGCUCCAUACAUCAAUAGAGAUCUUGUUGAUACAAUUCAUAGAGAUGCAUUGCCUAUACAGAACCUAGUCGGAUGUGACGGCUCUAUGUUUUGCAGUGAUGAUGAGAAGAAGCCACAUAAGGUGGCAAGGGACCUCUCAAACGAUGGUUUGCUUACUCAGUUAAGGUGGAUGUCUUAUGGAAAGAGAAGACGUGGUAGGAACCCCCUUCACAAAGCCCAUUAUGGUGUUAAUAGUAGUGGGAAGUACUCGGCAAUGGGGACUUUAAAGAGAUUCUUUGCCCCAUCAUCCUUGAAAGUAGAUUCAGAAAAUUGUAAAUAUGCCAAAGAUGUUCUUUUUAGUUCGUCUGUUGCAUCUCCAGUGACAAGCUUGGUUAUGUCUAGGUGA
Molecule: messenger RNA, 987 nt
Organism: Fraxinus pennsylvanica
Lineage: Eukaryota; Viridiplantae; Streptophyta; Magnoliopsida; Lamiales; Oleaceae
Source: the annotation of a GenBank genome assembly